AUGCUUGAUUAUACACAAGAAGAAUGCUGGUCACCGAUAUUAACACCAUCAUCAUCAAGAAUACAUUUAUCUAUCAGUGGUCAAUUACAAUCUUAUUGUGAUUUAAUAUGUCAUCAUGAAUUAUAUGUUGAACAUUUUACAUCAAUAACAAUACAUUAUCAAUUAUUAUUAUUAUUUUUUAUUUUAUCUUAUACAUCAUACAUCAGUUGCAAGUCAUUUAUUUUUUUUUGUGAAGGAAUAGAUUUAGAUGAAAAUGGUCUUGUAUUAGUUUUAUUAAUUGAACAAUUUCUUCCAUUACCAUUAAAUAAACAAUUAUGA
Molecule: messenger RNA, 318 nt
Organism: Rotaria sp. Silwood1
Lineage: Eukaryota; Metazoa; Rotifera; Eurotatoria; Philodinida; Philodinidae
Source: the annotation of a GenBank genome assembly